This is a messenger RNA of Osmerus eperlanus (European smelt), 2937 nucleotides long. RefSeq names its product collagen alpha-2(IV) chain-like. The record is from RefSeq and is a predicted model, not a curated record. Lineage: Eukaryota; Metazoa; Chordata; Actinopteri; Osmeriformes; Osmeridae. Gene Ontology annotation, molecular function: extracellular matrix structural constituent conferring tensile strength. The coding region runs from base 142 to 2937 and encodes 931 amino acids. The transcript is spliced from 12 exons. Gene Ontology annotation, biological process: extracellular matrix organization.
CAAUUGCACUUCAGGUGCGUUGGAACGAAGGCUUGCCCACCUCAAAUUGGAUUGGUCGUCCAAUUUGAGAGAGCAUCUUAAAGCUGUGUGAAAUGUGUAUUGAUAUUAUGUUGGUAGGGCGGCAUUGAGAGGCUGUUCAACAUGGUGCUGUGGAAUAAUGCUCAGUUUUGCAUCUUAGUACUGAGGACUUUGACCUCUUUAGUAGCAGUUUCCUAUGGAAGUAUUAGAGAUGGGAGCACAUUUAGGUUAACAAAUGAAGUGACCGAUCCGACGGCAUUUGGGACCAAAUUUAAAAGAGACUUUCUUCGUGACGUGAAUGAGUCCACUCCGACUGGCGUCAUAACUAGAAAUGGCUCUCUUGCCUUUGAUUCAGAUGGUCGGGAGGCUAACCAAACCACAGGUAUGGCUUCUUGGCACCUGUUGAUGAACGCUAAACUAAAUCGCAUGGGACCUUCGGUGCAGUGCGCUGAUGAUGCUAUGACCUUGCGGGUCAAGGGAGGGAAGACUCCCCAUUUUCUGGUUGACAAUGGUGACGGGGCUCUCAUUCCUGUGACUCGGAUGCCUUCUCAGUGUGGAUUCACUGUGAGAAGGUCACGCAGAGAUGUGCUUUUUGUAGCUCCAUACCAAGGCUGCCAUGUUACUGAGCAGGGUGGUGAUCAUGUACUGCAUCUAAAGCUGUGGGGGGAAUCCAUGACAAUGUCUUGUCCUCUUGCACCUCCUCGCCUGUCAGUCUCCUGCCUCCGAAAAGGCAUGGUGUUGAAUAUGGGUAAUAUUGCAGCAGAUGCACUCUCUGUAAAAGUUUCAAACGUAUGGGAGCCCCUGCUGUCAUCUAGACAACUUUGUGGAUUUACUGUGGCAUCGCAUUCUAGCAGAUUGAUGAUCAGGGCUCCUUACAAAGAACCCUGCGUCAAGAUGGAGGAUGAGGUCUAUGUUCUUGUCCUGCUGAUGAAUGGCCAACGGUUUGCAGUAUCCUGCAUAUCUCCACCUGGUGCUCCGGAAACAACUGAUCCCCUGACACCAGACAUUCUGCCUUACCCUCAGUUUCCCGGGCUGCCAGGUUCCCCCGGGUCCCCUCAGUUUCCGGGUCUGCCAGGGUCCCCUCAGUUUCCCGGGCUGCCAGGUUCCCCCGGGUCCCCUCAGUUUCCCUGGUCCCCCGGCUCCCCUCAGGUUCCUGGUCUGCCAGGUUCCCCUGGCUACCCUCAGUUUCCCAGCUCCCCUCAGUUUCCCGAUCUGCCAGGGUCCCCUCAAUUUCCACAGCUGCCGGGUUCCCCCAGCUCCUCUCAGUUUCCCGGGUCCCCUCAGUUUCCACAGCUGCCAGGUUCCCCAGGCUCCCCUCAGGUUCCCGGUUCCCCCGGCUCCCCUCAGGUUCCCGGUCUGCCAGGGUCCCCUCAAUUUCCCGGGCUGCCAGGUUCCCCCGGGUCCUCUCAGUUUCCCGGGUCCCCUCAAUUUCCCGGGCUGCCAGGUUCCCCCGGGUCCCCUCAGUUUCCCGGGCUGCCAGGUUCCCCUGGGUCCCCUCAGUUUCCGGGUCUGCCAGGGUCCCCUCAGUUUCCCUGGUCCCCCGGCUCCCCUCAGGUUCCUGGUCUGCCAGGGUCCCCUCAGUUUCCAGGGCUGCCGGGUUCCCCCGGGUCCCCUCAGUUUCCACAGCUGCCAGGUUCCCCCGGCUCCCCUCAGGUUCCCGGGCUGCCAGGUUCCCCCGGCUACCCUCAGUUUCCCGGGCCCCCAGGGUCUUCAGAUUCUGAGUCAGUAGAGCUGACUCCAUACCCUGAGUUCCCUGGACCAUUCCCAAUGACUGCCACUACAAUAGCUGCACCAACUGGCCCCCAGACACCAGACCUUCCUUACCCCCCUUUCCCAGGCUCCACUCUGUUUCCAGAACAGCCAGGGUCCCCUCAGUUUCCCGGGCUGCCAGGUUCCCCCGGGUCCCCUCAGUUUCCGGGUCUGCCAGGGUCCCCUCAGUUUCCCGGGCUGCCAGGUUCCCCCGGGUCCCCUCAGUUUCCCUGGUCCCCCGGCUCCCCUCAGGUUCCUGGUCUGCCAGGUUCCCCCGGCUCCCCUCAGGUUCCCGGUUCCCCCGGCUCCCCUCAGGUUCCCGGUCUGCCAGGGUCCCCUCAAUUUCCCGGGCUGCCAGGUUCCCCUGGCUACCCUCAGUUUCCAGGGCUGCCAGGUUCCCCCGGCUCCCCUCAGGUUCCCGGGCUGCCAGGUUCCCCCGGCUACCCUCAGUUUCCCGGGCCCCCAGGGUCUUCAGAUUCUGAGUCAGUAGAGCUGACUCCAUACCCUGAGUUCCCUGGACCAUUCCCAAUGACUGCCACUACAAUAGCUGCACCAACUGGCCCCCAGACACCAGACCUUCCUUACUCCCCUUUCCCAGGUUCCCCUCAGUUUCCAGGCUCCCCUCAGUUUCCAGAACAGCCAGGGUCCCCUCAGUUUCCCGGGCUGCCAGGUUCCCCCAGAUCCCCUCAGUUUCCCGGGUCCCCCGGCUCCCCUCAGGUUCCCGGGUCCCCUAAGUUUCCCGUGCUGCCAGGUUCCCCCGGCUCCCCUCAGUUUCCCGGGUCCCCCGGCUCCCCUCAGGUUCCCGGGUUUCCAUAUCUGCCAGGUUCUCCCAGCUCCCAUCAGUUUCCCGGGUCCCCCGGCUCCCCUCAGGUUCCCGGGUCCCUUCAGUUUCCACAGCUGCCAGGUUCCCCCGGGUCCCUUCAGCUUCCCUGGCCACCCUGCGUUAACGCUGCCCUUUUCAGACAUAAAGGAAAGGGGGGUAAGCAGAUGGUCCAGCCAGUGUACAACAUAAUGUUCAAGGACGAUGCUUCCCUUCAGUUGAGUGUUACACCGGCUUCAGCAGGUACCUCCAAGUCUUCCACUGUUAGUGUGGAGGACCAAAGAAGGAUUCCUGGCUUUGGGUCUCGCAGUAGGGAUGCACUCCCUCCACCUGCUCCCGAGAACUCGUAG